This is a messenger RNA of Quercus robur (English oak), 3723 nucleotides long. RefSeq lists its product as uncharacterized. Gene Ontology annotation, cellular component: nuclear envelope; cytosol. Bases 144 to 3227 code for a protein of 1027 amino acids. The record is from RefSeq and is a predicted model, not a curated record. Gene Ontology annotation, molecular function: small GTPase binding. Gene Ontology annotation, biological process: protein import into nucleus. NCBI's taxonomy places the organism in Eukaryota, Viridiplantae, Streptophyta, Magnoliopsida, Fagales, Fagaceae. The transcript has 33 exons.
AUUCCUUAAACCCAUUUCCGAUUUUCACUACAAAGCGGGAAAACUCUUGAGAGAGAGGGAAAACCAAAAGAAAAAGAGAGCGAUAAAAUAAAAAACUUUUGCAGUAGUAGUUAGGUAUUGUUAGGGCAUUUUGGUAUCUGGCGAUGGCGAAUGUAAUCGAUCAAGAUCAGCAAUGGCUUCUCAACUGUUUGUCCGCCACACUCGACCCUAACCACGAGGUCCGUUCCUUCGCUGAAGCUUCCCUUAAUCAGGCCUCUCUUCAACCAGGUUUUGGAAGUGCACUAUCCAAAGUUGCUGCCAAUAGGGAGCUUCCACUAGGGUUACGCCAGCUAGCUGCCGUCCUUCUGAAGCAGUUUGUUAAGAAACACUGGCAGGAGGGUGAGGAUUCUUUUGAGCAUCCUGCUGUUUCAAGUGAUGAAAAGGGAGUCAUACGCAGACUUCUUUUAACGUCAUUGGAUGAUCCUCAGAGAAAAAUUUGCACGGCAAUUAGUAUGGCUGUGGCAUCCAUUGCCGUCUAUGACUGGCCAGAGGAGUGGCCUGACUUAUUGCCUUUCCUACUAAAGUUGAUAAGUGAUCAAACUAAUAUGAAUGGAGUGCAUGGAGCUCUAAGGUGCUUAGCCCUUUUGUCGGGAGACUUGGAUGAUAAGACGGUGCCAGCACUAGUUCCUGUUUUGUUCCCUUGUUUGCUUACAAUUGUUUCAUCUCCGCAGGUAUAUGAAAAAUACAUACGCACUAAAGCACUUUCGAUAGUUUAUUAUUGCACCUCUAUGCUGGUGGCAAUGAGUGGUGUAUAUAAGACAGAAACCACUGCAUUAAUAGGACCUAUGCUUAAACCAUGGAUGGAUCAAUUCUCUAUUAUAUUAGAACAUCCAGUGCAAUCUGAAGAUCCUAAUGAUUGGAGCAUCAGAAUGGAGGUUUUGAAGUGUUUGAAUCAGUUUGUUCAGAAUCUCCCUGGUCUUACUGAAAGUGAAUUUAUGGUAAUUAUCAGACCAUUGUGGGAAACAUUUAUAUCAUCUCUUGGAGUGUAUGUGAGGUCAUCUAUUGAAGGUACAGAAGAUUCAUUUGAGGGAAGAUAUGACUCUGAUGGUGCGGAGAAGAGCCUUGAUUCAUAUGUUAUCCAGCUGUUUGAGUUUCUGUUGACCAUCGUGGGUAGUGCAAAAUUGGCAAAGGUUGUUGCAAAUAAUAUCACGGAGUUGGUGUAUUAUACCAUUGCCUUUCUGCAAAUGACUGAACAGCAGGUACAUACUUGGUCAGUGGAUGCUAACCAAUUUGUCGCUGAUGAGGAUGAUGUCACUUAUAGCUGUCGUGUUUCGGGUGCACUUUUACUGGAAGAGGUUGUCAAUGCUUAUGGUAAAGAAGGAAUUGAUGCCAUCAUGAAUGGUGCAAAACAACACUUCAGGGAGUCUCAACAAGAAAAAGUUUCUGGCUCCACAGUUUGGUGGAGGACGAGGGAAGCUACUCUAUUUGCAUUAGCAUCUCUUUCAGAACAAUUGGUUGAUUCAGAGGUAUCAGGACCGAUCAGAGUUGAUGUUGGAAAGCUUGUGGAGCAAAUAAUCACUGAAGACAUUGGAAUUGGGGUACAUGAAUAUCCCUUUCUUUAUGCCCGUAUAUUUACAUCAGUUGCUAAGUUCUCCCCUCUGAUUAGCCAUGGAGUUCUUGAGCACAUCCUGUACGCUGCUAUCAAGGCAAUUGGCAUGGAUGUGCCCCCACCUGUUAAAGUAGGUGCCUGCAGGGCACUUUCCCAGCUCCUACCUGAAGCAAACAAAGAACUUAUUCGAUCCCAAAUGAUGGGUUUAUUUUCAUCACUUACAGAUCUUCUUAACCAAGCAUCUGAUGAAACCUUACACCUAGUGCUUGAAACACUGCAAGCUGCAAUUAAGGCAGGCAGUGAAACAUCGACAUCUGUGGAGCCCAUCAUCUCUCCCAUAAUUCUUAAUGUGUGGGCAUUGCAUAUUUCAGAUCCUUUUAUCAGCAUUGAUGCACUUGAGGUUCUUGAGGCAAUAAAAAAUUCUCCUGGUUGUAUACAUCCACUGACAUCCCGGGUUUUACCAUAUAUUGGACCAAUCUUAAACAAGCCCCAACAGCAGCCUGAUGGAUUAGUAGCAGGAUCAUUGGAUCUGGUGACUAUGCUAUUGAAGAAUGCUCCAAUUGAUGUAGUAAAAGCAGUACAUGAUGUCUGUUUUGAUGGUGUUAUUUGGAUAGUCCUUCAAAGUGAUGAUCAUAGUGAGAUGCAGAAUGCAACAGAAUGUUUAGCUGCUUUUGUAUCUGGUGGAAGAGAAGAAGUGCUAACUUGGAGUGGUGAUUCUAGGUUUACUAUGCGAAGUUUACUUGAUGCUGCUUCAAGACUUCUUGACCCUAAAUUGGAAAGCUCUGGUUCUCUUUUUGUUGGGAGUUACAUCCUGCAGCUUAUAUUGAAUCUGCCAUCACAAAUGUCACCGCAUAUACGAGACCUGGUUGCUGCUCUUGUUAGACGGAUGCAAUCUGUUCAAAUAGUGGGAUUGAAAAGCUCAUUGCUACUUAUUUUUGCCAGAUUAGUUCAUAUGAGUUCCCCAAAUGUUGAACAAUUUAUUGAUUUACUGACCAGCAUCCCAGCCGAAGGCUAUGAUAAUUCCUUCUCUUAUGUAAUGUCAGAAUGGACUAAGCAACAAAGUGAAAUUCAGGGGGCCUAUCAAAUUAAAGUCACUACCAGUGCUUUGGCAUUGUUGCUUUCCACAAGGCAUGCUGAAUUGACAAAGACCAACGUCCAAGGUCAUCUAGUUAAGUUUGCUGCAGGGAUAACCACCCGCUCAAAAGCCAAAUUAGCUCCAGAUCAGUGGACAAUGGUGUCGCUUCCUGCAAAGAUACUGGCACUGUUGGCCGAUGCAUUAAUUGAAAUCCGAGAACAAGAUUUGGCUGAUGAUGAUGAGGAUAGUGACUGGGAAGAAAUUCAAGCUGGGGAUGCAGAGAUGGAUAAAGAUUUACUUCAUUCACUUUCUGCUACAUCAUCAGGCAGACCCACAUAUGAACAUCUUGAAGCAAUGGAAAAAGUAUUUAACAAGGAUCACGAAGAUGACUAUGAAGCCGACCAACUAUGUGCUGCCGAUCCACUUAAUCAGAUUAAUCUGGCUCACUAUCUUCGAGAUUUCUUAGUGAAUUUUUGCCAGAGCAACAGACCACUGUUUGAGAAUCUUUGCCAGAGUUUGACGGAGUCUGAACAGGAUGCUAUCCAGAUGGUACUAAAUCACUAACAACUUGUAUUUGGGUCGAGAAUGAAUUUUGAGUGCUGUUCCAUCCAUUGUUGAUUGAAAAGGAAAAUUCCAUCUCUCUAGAGCAGUGAGAUGCAAGCCAAAAGCUGAGUUUGUAAAGCGGAAGGUUUUAUUAUUAUUAUUAUUAUUAUUUUAUAUAUAUAUUGUUAACAGUUAAGACAUCAAGCUUGAUGUAAUGGCAAGUGUCUUACACCAAAAGCGAUAGGUUGCAGGUUUGAGUAUGAGAAUCAGCCUCUCAAGCUGCCUGUUAUGACCUUACCUAGACCCUGUAAAAGUAUGAGUUUUGUGUACUAGGUAUGGCCGUCUUAACGGUUAGAAGCAUUGAGACUAGAAAUUUUGGAUUUAUGUUUGAUUAUUGAAUGCUCUGAUUGACCAAUUUGCUUUCUGGCGUGUAAUACUCUUAUUAAAAUUUUGUUGUAAUUUAUUAAAAACGUUGAUACAAACAAGAUGAAAGAAAAUAGUUCAUAUAUUCAUUGCA